This is a messenger RNA of Phyllostomus hastatus (greater spear-nosed bat), 890 nucleotides long. RefSeq names its product solute carrier organic anion transporter family member 6A1-like. The annotation marks the transcript as partial. The record is from RefSeq and is a predicted model, not a curated record. Gene Ontology annotation, biological process: sodium-independent organic anion transport; transmembrane transport. NCBI's taxonomy places the organism in Eukaryota, Metazoa, Chordata, Mammalia, Chiroptera, Phyllostomidae. Gene Ontology annotation, molecular function: protein binding. Gene Ontology annotation, cellular component: membrane. The transcript has 6 exons.
GACUUGUUUUAAUUCCAGGAUUUGUACUUGGCCAGCUUCUGGGAGGCCUCAUUGUUUCCAAGUUACAUAUGUAUUGUAAAGGCUAUAUGAGAUUUGUCAUUGUUACAUCUGCUAUGUCACUUGUACUGGUUGUGAUUUCAAUUUUUGUACACUGUAAUCCCAUACCAUUUGCAGGAAUCAAUGAAGAUUAUGGAGGGACAGGGAAGUUGGGAGACCUGACAGCUCCUUGCAAUUCUGGCUGUAAAUGCUCAACAUUUCAUUCACCUGUGUGUGGAAGAGAUAAUAUUGGAUACUUUUCUCCUUGCUUUGCUGGUUGUACAUAUUCUAAAAGAAUAAAUGAUCAGAAGACAUAUUUCAAUUGUUCUUGCAUUACUGAUGGAUUAACAAAUGCAGAUGAGGAAGGUGAUUUUAUUGAUGCCAGAUCUGGGAACUGUGAUACAAAGUGCCAUAAAUUACCUUUGUUCAUUGUUGUUAUGUUUUCUACACUUAUAUUUGCUGGUUUUUCUGGUACACCAAACACGCUGACCAUCCUUCGGAUCACACCUCACAGACAACGUUGUUUGGCCUUGGGCAUGAGUUUUGUGAUUUUGAGAGUAUUUGGGAGUAUACCUGGACCAAUAGUGUUUAAAAUGGUAGGAGCAAGUUCUUGUACCUUUUGGGACAGUGGGCACUGUGGAAACAGAGAACACUGUUGGAUCUAUAACAAGGCAAAAAUGGCCUACCUGUUUUUUGGAACAUGUUUUUUUUGCAAAGUAUGCACUAUCUUGUCCACUGCUACUGCAUUUGGCCUUCACAAAUAUUCACUAAAGGAAAAAAAUGAAUUCCUGUCUAUGCCUGUAAAAAUUCUAAAAUUAAAAAAAAAGAGAGAGACGGAAGAAACUGAUUUAUAA